Cydia pomonella (codling moth) is the source of this 3573-nucleotide messenger RNA. RefSeq lists its product as uncharacterized. Bases 1123 to 1641 code for a protein of 172 amino acids. NCBI's taxonomy places the organism in Eukaryota, Metazoa, Arthropoda, Insecta, Lepidoptera, Tortricidae. The record is from RefSeq and is a predicted model, not a curated record. The transcript is spliced from 5 exons.
CCUUUCUGGCUGCGCCGCUGCCACUAUGUGACUUGGUUUAGACUUACCUAUAGGUAACUUACCUGACAGAUAUAGGUAAAUUAAAGAAAACUUUACUUAUUCGAUGUAAUGUUUUUUUUUCUCCAAGAUGUAAAAAGAAAUAAAGCGUCGUGUAAAGAUUUUUUUUUUCUCGACAUUUUUUGCUCCUUACGACCUCAGGAAUGCGUGGUUAAAAUUUAUCUGGUAUUACCAGUACAGCCCACGGUGUGUAAUAUACCAAGUCUAGUCAUAAAUUCUGACACUAACGCACUGGGGCGGUGGUGGUAUGGCAUUGUUUCCUUUAAUAUAAAUAUUUAUAGUAUCGCUCGCAGACGAACCUGCUUGAUAAAAAAAUGGUUUAGUAUUAGAUAGCACAUAGUUACUGAUGAAUUCUCAGUGCAAUUUGAGACUCCGGUGCCGUUAAAAGAUUGAAUAGUAUUUCGGUAGAUGUCGCUUUACGCUACCCCAAGGCAUAUGUAUACAUAAAAGAAGGAAUGGAAAGAUUUGCGAAUUUCUGAUCGGCUUCCGUAGCUCAGUUGGUUAAUAGCGAUGCACGAAUUCCAGAGGUCGCGGGUUCAAGUCCUGCCGAAAGCGUUAAGAGGAAAGUUGACGAUCGAUUAUCCAUACAAACGUAGUCCUCAUUUUCCUCCCUUGAUAUUGACAUAAUGGAAAAUAUCUUUACACAAUUUGAUGUAUUUUAGUCAUAGCUGUGACGGUCGGUUUGAUUUUUUUCAAUUUUUUUAUAAAUUAUAAGAGUUAGGAGCGAAAAACAGGUUUAAGGGAUAAAAAUAAAACAGUCAGGUAUAGCUAUGAUCAAAAUACAUCUAAUUGGGCAAAAAUAUUUUCAAUAAUGUAAAUAUCCAGAGAGGAAAAUGAGGACUACGUUUGUAUGAAAAGGCGCGUACUUUCGUCUUAAUUUUUCUAUUUUUUUCUUUAAUAUAAAAACUUUAUAAACUUUUAGGCAGUAUAUAUAUGUUUAAUCUUUGUCCUACUGAAGAUAUGGUAGUAGUUACAAUUGUUCCCUUCGGUGUCGCCGCAGCCUCGCAGUGUUUGGUGAACAGUGAAAGUGAUUUAAAGUAGGGAAUUAAUAAUUUGUCACCUACAAUGGGUCUCCCACGUUUGGAAAGAUGUUGUUGUUUUUUUGAUUUGCAGACUGGAAAUAUUAUAUUAGGAUGUAUCAAUGCUUUCUUGUCGUUUUGCCUCUUCGUGAUAAUGAUAGUGGCUGCUGUUGAAAUUCGCACUUUGCAAAGAGAUACAGCCAUUGAACUAGGAUUGUUCAAGGACGGCGAAGCAGGCGAAGCAGGUGGAGCAAUCUUACUAGAUGCCGAGCUCAGCGGACUGUACGCAAUCGCAGUUGUAUUGGUGUUCAUGUUCCUGGCUAAGCUUUUGUUCGACGUGUUUUUCGUCAUUGGCGUGAUAAUGGAACGGAAAGGCAUUAUUAAAGCAUACUACAUCAUGUGGACAGUAUUCAUGAUACUUUCCACGUUCACUUUCUUCCUCAAUUGGAAGUACUGGGGUGUGAAGACGCUCUUGACUGAAGGGGUCUACCUCUGUAUAAACUUUUACGCCGUGUUGGUGUGUCACAGCUUUUAUGUUCAACUCAACAUGCGUGAAGAAGUCUAAAAAUAUCGAAUAAAAUUUGAAUGUAACAAAACUGGGUAUGAUUUUUCGACACUGUGCCAUACAUACGAGGAGAGGUCAUACAUUUCGUGUAACAGGCAUCCUAAAAAAAUGAGACGCCAAAGUGAUGUUAUAACAUUUUAUUUUCAUGUAUCUAUGUCAGACAUAUGUAAGGUAGCUAUCUAAUAUCUAUAGAAAUUAGAUGCUUGAAAUUAAGUGAUGUCUCAUUUGAUUCAUUAAAUUAGAAUUAUACCAGUGUUGUUAAAUCAUUCGUUUUUCUAUUAGGGGCCUGAUUUGUUAUAAAAUGUAAUAAUUACACGGCAGGCAAAGCGCAGAAAAAUUUACUGCCGCGUUUAAAUACUUAUGUGGCCAUGUUGUAUAGUAACAGUCACUAAUACAAGUAGGUAUACACAAAUGUAUAUCAAUAACAUCAUCAAUGACUAUAACAGGUAUAUUCUGAUUUUAAUAACAGGUUAUGGAUUAGAUCUGGAUUAGUUAUGGAUAUCCGUAGUCAAAAGUGACAUUUCUUCAACCAGAAAUGUGUUUUUAUGUACCUACGCGUUCCUCAUUUUUAUUUAUUUAGACGAUUAAACAAAACAUGUCUGCAUUGGGGUGUCAUAAUAAUUAUGAAUACAUGAAUUAAUAAAUAAAUCUUAACGGUAUAGAAGCUAAAAAUAAGAUUUAAAAUAUGUCUAUACCUAGAGGUACAUUAUUUAUAAUUCAUUUACUACUGGACUAUAUAAAAAAAACCGUACCUAGUUAAUUAAUUUGACCGCCAUUUAAAAUGUUUUAUACACUUAUUCACCCUUUGUGAUAGUAAAAUAUAAAACCUUUUGUGUAACACGAGAGAAUAAAUUUUUAAUACAUGAAUAAAUUUUAAAAAGUCCCCCUCUUGGAUAUAUUUUUUUACCUUCUCCCUUUUUGAAAAUCAUAGAAAGAUUAUAUUAUCGACAGUUACUGUAAUUUAUGUAUACCUACAAUAAAGAAGCCAGGUAGUUACAUAUUAAUCAACAAUUAGACAUAAAUAGUUAUAACUGUAAUAAGCUAUAGUUGCCUAUAUAAUUUAUGAGAGCUAAGCCUAGCACCGAGAAAUCAUACUCAAUUAAAAUGUUCUUCAAAAUACCAUUUAUUGUAACCAUAAAUGUUAUAAAUUAUACAUUAAAUUAUUUAAUCACGUUGUAUUCUGGCUUUUGUUAUUUAGAAAAGAAUAGAAUAGUACUAGACUCCAAAGGAAAGCACACAAUGGAACCAUCAUUCGACACAAGAAGCAGUACCUAGAAUAGAUAGUAGAUAUAACACUAAUUCAAAACCAAUAGUCAAUUUAAUUCAAUUGUUCCUUUUGGUAUUGUGUUUUGUUGGUAUCGAUACAGGUCAGUCUAUUUAUCGAAAUCAAUUCAGGAGAUCUUACCAAAAAACACUGGUGGGUAUAAAAGUAUUUAGGGAAGUCCAAAAACUUUUGCACUAAUUACUUUACCGGAAGACAAGGAUUCGGAGAUAUUGAAGGUAAUUUUCAUUAAUUUUUAUUAAAAUGAACUUUCAAUGGUGAACUGAAACGCACCUACAUAAUUACAUAAAUAUAUAAAUAUUACAGUACAUUAUUACACAAAUUGACUAUGUCCCACAAUAAGCUCAAUAAGGCUUGUGUUGAGGGUACUUAGACAACGAUAUAUAUAAUAUAUAAACAUUUAUAAAUACCUCAAUACAUAGAAAACACCCAUGACUCAUCACACGAAUAAAUGUCCUUACCAGGAUUUGAACCCGGGACUAUCGGCUUCAUAGGCAGGGUCACUACCCACUAGGCCAGAUCGGUCGUCAUAAAGUUAAGAAUAACGUUAACAUGUAAUAAGUAUUUAGUACCAUUUUUUUAACCUAUCAUAAAACUAAUAUCAAGUACGUACUCGUAUACAUAGUAAUCUAAGCAAGCACGUGUCGUGG